UAUCACUAGUAUUUUUAAACUUUACACCAUCGUGCAUUACCCAUGUGGUAUAUGUGUUUUUACGCUCUAGCAGUGGAGGAAGCUUAAUUUUUGACCCAAUUGGACCCCUAAUAUCUGUAUGAACAUCAGCAUGAACAUGGAGUCGUCAUCAUCAUUGUCAUCAUCAUUAUCGUGCAACACAAAGAAAAGAAAGAACGCAGCCGUGGGAGCUCAUGUGAAGGCCAAGAGAUUAAAAACUGAGCAGGAGGGCGAUGAGGCGCUGCAGAGUGGACGUCUCUCUUGCUCACCGAGGGUCUCAGUGCCGCUCGACUGCCUUCAACAACCAAUUACAUUGAAUGAGCUGACAGAGCUGCUGCAUUACGCUGCUCUGGGGAAAACAGGUGGCAUCAAACAGCCCAGUUGGUGCCGCCUCCGCCAUCAGAGAAAGGUUAAAGGUUUAAAUGUUGUGAUCGUGGAGGGCCUGACGCAGAGUCACUUUUACAAACACUACCUCAGCCUGAGACACCUCAGGACCAAAUACACCACUAGGGUCACCUUCACGCCAUCAUGUAACAACGUAGCAUCUGGAAUCUUCAGCAGUGAACUUCCUACAGUGGACUGUGUUUAUUUUUCCAAACCAGAGAAUGAUAUGCAUAAUGCAUUGAAAGGUCACCCAGUUAUCGCCAAGUUUGGGACCCAGAGGAGAGGACUGACAGCUUACGUUCUCACCCAGGAGGAGAUGAUCAAGAAGCACUACCCUGUCAAGGGAAUGCCAGGCUUCGAGGAAUUUGUGAGCACAGACAGUGUUGACUGUGUGACUGACAGCAGCCCUCUGUAUGGACUUGACUGUGAAAUGUGUCUAACAGAGAAGGGGAAUGAGCUGACUCGUGUUUCUGUGGUGGACAGUGAUGGGAACUGUGUCCUGGACCAUCUGGUGAAGCCCAAGAACCGCAUCCUCAACUACCUCACCAGGUUCUCUGGUGUCACUGCAGCCAUGUUGCGACCCAUCACCACCACCCUGCGGGAUGUGCAGGAAAAACUCAGGAAGCUGUUGCCGGGCGAUGCGGUCCUGGUGGGCCAUUCCAUCAACAAUGACCUCAUGGCUCUAAAGCUCAUCCACCAGCAUGUAAUUGACACCUCACUGCUGUACAGGAGAGAGUUCGGUCAGAGGUUUAAGCUUAAGGUUCUGGCUGAGACGGUGCUGAAGAGGCAAAUACAAACUGAAGAGGAGAAGGGUCAUAAUCCCACUGAGGAUGCUGUGGCAGCCUUGGAGCUGGCCCAGUACUUCAUCAAAACAGGACCUCGUCAGGUUGUAGAGCUUCAUCUGGAGCAGCUGUGGGGAUACACAAUAGAGGAGGAGGAGUCCUCUGACUGCAAACUUGCACCCACACCGAGUCUCAGAUUUGCUGACGUACUUCAGCUACUCGGCCGAUCAGUAGCCUUUUUCGGAAAGCGUUCUGAUGUCGCCCUGAAUCUGUCCAAUCAGCGGUGGUACAGCUCUGACAAAGAGAUGCUGGAAUCCUUUAAGAGACAGACAAAGCAUCCUUUCCUCUCGGUCGUCCAGUUUUCUUCCUUCUCAGACCAUUUGAAGAGACGCUUCCCUCAUCGGGAGCGGCUGCACCGGAGUGUCAGGCAGUUUUUCCAAACAUGUAUUGUCCUGCUGCAUCUCGUGUGGAUGUACUCCUCACUGUGUGUGUUUAUCCUGCAGGUGUGUGCAGAUCUUCGGGAUAUGUGCGUGGUGUUUGCUGGGCCAUUCCCUGCAGGUUUCUCUGAGAGAGAAGUGAGGCGGCUGUUCCGUUGCUGUGGACCAGUUGGAAGAAUCAAAAUGUUGAACACAAGUGUCAGAGUCCAUGCAGAGGUCGAGUUUGAGCUGCUGGAGGGAGCAACGCUAGCUUUAAAAACUCUGAAUGGGCUUAAUGUGCAGGGACAGCACAUGAAGGUAGCUCUCUUCCUUUUAUUCUGUUGCUUCUGUUCCCAUUUCCCUUUUCAUGUCCAAACCUUUCCAGACAGCUGUACUAGUAUUUCAUAUUUUCAGGUGCAGAGGCCUGUAAAUGAGUCACUGCUCGACCUGGAUCUGACUCUUGAUACCUUAACCGAUGACAUUCUCAACACCAGUCACCUCUACGCCGUUAAACUGAAGCCCAGUGUGGCUGAAUGCAUAAAGAUUUCUGCAGAGGUUAACGGACACACAUUAGAUCGUAAAUGUUCAGGUGUUUCUCCUGUAAACGGUUUGCCAGCAGCUAAAACAGACCAGUUACAGCUCACUGACACCAGAUCGAAGCUGUCUGAGGAGACAGUCACAGAGACAUUUGGUCGCUUUGGUACGGUGGAGAGAGUCAUCCUGCCUGCCAAACCUGGAAAACAUACAAGACAUGCAUGCAUAAAGUUCCAGAGUUCAGAGGGCAAACAUGCGGCUCUCAGCUCCUCUAAAGAUCUGCGACAGGAGAACUACCUCAUCUGUCAGUCCCUGACACCGCCCCAUUUGCCUUCAUGGGUUGCCAUGGCAACGCCAGUGACCACAAUCGGAGGUGAUGGGGAAGCAGCAGAGGACGAGAACAAAACCAACAUGGGCCACAGUUCUCAGGAUCUGGAAAUGGAUCACAUGAUGCAGAAGCUGGACCGCCGGUUGGGAAAACUCUUCAGAUCCCUCCCAGACGGCACCUUGUCUGCGGUUGUGCUGCUCGGACACACCAGUGUGAAUGGUCACCUUCCUGGGCUGUGUCUAAUGGAGGUCAAGCAAGGGUCAUGAGGAAACUGAGAAUAAAUCUGUACCAGCAAAACAUCUGAUUUGAAUGUAAUCAAUGAAAUAAAAAGGAAAGAGGC
Messenger RNA from Acanthochromis polyacanthus (spiny chromis), 2802 nucleotides. RefSeq names its product RNA exonuclease 5. The transcript has 17 exons. Gene Ontology annotation, molecular function: RNA binding; exonuclease activity. The record is from RefSeq and is a predicted model, not a curated record. NCBI's taxonomy places the organism in Eukaryota, Metazoa, Chordata, Actinopteri, Pomacentridae. Gene Ontology annotation, cellular component: nucleus. The coding region runs from base 119 to 2728 and encodes 869 amino acids.